Molecule: messenger RNA, 2388 nt
Organism: Rhodofomes roseus
Lineage: Eukaryota; Fungi; Basidiomycota; Agaricomycetes; Polyporales; Fomitopsidaceae
Product: OPT oligopeptide transporter
Exons: 38
Coding region: 1-2388 (795 amino acids)
Biological process (GO): transmembrane transport
Molecular function (GO): oligopeptide transmembrane transporter activity
Source: RefSeq, a predicted model, not a curated record
AUGGCGCUCUUAGAUCCCGAGCUCGCCCCGAUGGAUGCACAGGACGCCGCCGAAGUCGUCGAGCAGCUCCCGCACAUCGACCACAACACUGAUGAGCAGCCCCCUGACUACGAGUCCAACGAGAAACACGGUAGCGAAACGAAUGAGAAGCACGAGAAGGCAGGCUCGCUGUCAAGCGGGGCUACUGUCGAUGAAGUGGAGGUCGAUGUCAAGCUUUACGACGAACGCGGACGUGAGAAGGUCCUCGAGACCGCAGAGGACUUCAGUCGGGCCCUUGUCAGCAGCGACGACGAUCCCGACUUGAUGAUACAUACGUUCCGCAUGUGGUUCACCGGUGUCGGCCUCGCUGUGUUCGGUGCCGUCCUUGGAAUGCUCUUCCAAUUCCGGCCCCAAGUAAUCGCUGUCUCUGCGCUGUUCCUUCAGCUACUAGCCUACAUGAUCGGUCGGUUCUUCGAGGGUGUGAUCCCGGGCCCCGGGUCUCGCUGGAAUAACGGCAGUCGGUUCUGGAAGUUCCUGAAUCCUGGACCAUUCAACAUCAAGGAACACGUCGCCGCACAGAUCCUUGCGAAUACUGCUGCCACGGCAGCACAGGCUGUCUUCGUCUUUGCCUCAGACGAUCUCUUCUACGGUAUCACUGUCAAUCCUGGAAACGCCAUCUUUACCCUUCUCGCAUCUCAGCUCAUCGGAUACGGGUUUGCGGGGAUGUACCGCGCGUUCCUGGUGUACCCAACGACUAUGCUCUACCCGCAAACCCUAAUUUACGUCAACCUCUUCGACGUGCUACACCGAGGCAAGGGCGAGCUUCUCCAGGGCAAGCGGUUCCGUUUCUUCUGGAUCGUCACAUUCUUGAUCUUCGUGUACGAGUGGUUCCCUGAGUGGAUCGCGCCUCUGCUCGGCUCGUUCAACAUCGUCUGUCUAUGUGCGCGUAACUCGGACUGGGUGUCGUACAUCUUCGGAGGCGCCGAGGGUAAUGAAGGCAUGGGCUUGAUGGGAUUUGGUCUUGACUGGGCCAACAUCACAAGUGCGCCGUUCUACCAGCCGCUCGCGACGCAAAUUUCCACAUACGUGGGAUGGGCUAUCAACUACGUGCUCCUCCCUGCUAUCUUCGCGUCGAACGCAUGGCACUCGCAGAACUUCCCGUUCAUUUCCCAGGCGUUGACGCUCGUCUCACAAUUGCGCAGGUUCUAUGAGAAUGGGACGAUCUACGACCAGAAUCUAAUCCUGACGGCCGACCAGAGUCUGAACAAGACCGCCUAUGCAAUCUAUGGACAGCCAUGGCAGAGCGGCUCCACCGUGAUCUACAACUUCGGUGUCAAUUUGUCUAUCGGAGCGAUGUUCGUACACAUCGGCCUUUGGCACGGGAAGGAGAUCUGGACAGCAUUCUGGGACUAUUUGAGGAGUAAGCCGGUUACCGACCUGCACUAUCAGAAGAUGCGAGUCUACAAGGAAGUACCGAUGUGGUGGUAUGGCGCCGUGACUCUGGGAGCCUUCAUCACCGCAAUGGUCUGCGCGUACACCGAGCGCUCGGGCUUGCCGUGGUGGGCGCUGAUCGUUGCCCUCUUGUUCGCCGCUAUGAUCUUGCCAUUCUAUGGCGCUAUGUACGCUGUCGCCGCGUGGACGCCCGGUAUCACGAAUCUCUUCCAGAUCUUUGCAUCUGCUUUGAUCCCAGGCUCCUCUCAAGGAAACAUGUACUUCGAACUCUACUCCAGUCAAUCGCUCAUCCAAGCAGCCAGCAUGCUGAGUGAUCUCAAGCUCGGCCAGUAUACGAAGCUGCCUCCUAGGGUGACAUUCGCUGUGCAGAUGGCAGGGACAAUCGUUGGCGCAUUGCUCAAUUACGUCAUCAUGCAGACGGUUGUACAGAACGAGCGCACUAUCCUGCUGAGCAACGAGGGUACCCGAGUGUGGAGUGGGCAACAAAUUCAAUCGUACAACGCAAAUGCUAUUCUCUGGGGCGCGUUGGGCAAGGAGAUCUAUGGACCAGGAGGCCCUUACUUCAUCGUUCCCCUUGGCCUUGUCAUCGGUCUCGUGCUCCCUAUUCUCCCUUGGUAUAUCUACACGCGAUUCCGUUGGACCUGGCUCAAGCAAGUUAACACGGCCGUCUUGGCAGCAUGUAUCGGUGAUCUUGCUGGUGGAACCAACGGAUAUAUCAACACCUGGAUGCUGAUUGGGCUCACGUCUCACUUCUACAUCCGGAAGUACCGUGCUGGUUGGUUCAGGAAGUAUAACUAUCUGUUCGGCGCGGCUGUCGAUGGAGGCUCUCAAAUCUUUGUCUUCAUCUUUUCGUUCGCGCUAGCGGGCGCUGGUGGUGUUACCGUCACAUUCCCGACAUGGGCUUUGAACCCAGUAGGAAAUGCGGACUAUUGCAAGGCCACGCAGCAGGAAGGUUGA